AUGCCUACAGAUUCAGAACUUUCAUCAUUAUCGUCGGCACCUCCGACCGAUGACGAAGCUACUAUGGCGAUUGACCGUCCGACUGGUAUCGCAAAGUACUUCAAGAAGGAGUCUGAGACGCCGCCACCGAAGCGGGAACCGUCACCUCCGCACGAAUACGUCGUGGCCGACAACCCUGAUAUUGCGUUCAUCGUCGCGUUCCGCGCGCGUUUCCAUGAAGUGUUCCCCAAAGGGGUGCCACACUACGGCCCGCAGGAUAUUGAGAAGGGCAUUGAGGAGUCUCCCCCUGGAGAAUACAUCGAAAGACUUCUAUGCGCAUUGCUUGGGCUUGUUCUGAACCGCAAAAAGGAGGUCGAACGAAACCACUUCACACGCCCCCUCGAAGAAGCAAUCCAUACACAUCAGUCACAGUGGCCAAAAGAAUGGGAGGGCAAAAACCCCCUUCAUGGGGGUGGCAGCUUUGCGACCAUGUCCCCCGUGGAACGUCUGCGUUUAUUGAAGGCCUUGAUACUGUGGUCACUUUCGUCGUCCGAAGCGGUCCAGGCGAAGAUCAAAGAAUCCUACAAGCAGGCGCGCCACGAUGAUGAUCUCAAUCAACCAUUGUCUGUCCAACCCUGGGGCCGCGAUAGCCUGAAACGUCGGUAUUGGCUUAUCGAAGGGCACGAUGAUACGGAUUUCCGCCUCUACCGCGAAAGUAACCCGGCCCUUAAACACAACACUUGGUGGAGCAUCGCCGGAAGUAUUCCCGAGCUGGAGGCCGUCGCGGAGAAACUUGAGGGCGAAAAAGGCACAAACUCUAAGAAACUUAGCGAGAAGAUUCGCGCUUCUAUUCCCCGAUUUGAGGCAUCAGAAGAGAAACGGAGACGCCGCGAAUAUCGUCUCGCACGAAAAGCUGCCUUCGUUCGUCCGGAUCCUGGGUUCUCCAUGUAUGAAGGUCGUACACGCGGCAAGAAACUGAAAUACACGUACUCGGACGACGAAGACAUCUUUUCUGAUGAUGAGCCUUCCGCCCGUCGUUCCACUAGAAAUGUGGCUCUCACAGACGUCUCCACGGAGUCUAGACGUCCUCGAUUCACGGCAAGCGGGAGGCAGAUUCGAUCUCGCGCCGGGGGCCUCUAUGGCGAGGCUCUGUUGACUGGUCAGCGUGACGGAGCUGAUGAUGGUGAGUUCAAUGAAGAUGAUGAUGAAGGAGAAGUAAGCAGACCGCAGAGGGCUCGGACUUCGACCCACCCCAACGGAUACUCUGGAUACGGCGCCGAUGAUUUGGAGGAUGCAUCUGAAAUCCAUUCAAGCGCGAAUGAAAGCGGCAACGAAUGGCGAGGUGUUGAAGACGAUUUGGAAAACGAUUUCGAAGGCGACAAUGAAGAGGAAGAAGCAAGCGCAGAUGAGUCAACCGGCAAUGAGGAGCCAGAAAGCCUUGUCGUGCAACUUCGAUAUGGCAAGGGAGAUGCAUCUAGCAAUCCGGAGGUCCAGAUUGAAAAACCACCUCCUGCGGAAGACGUCGAAAUGAAGGACGCCGGAGAAGCUGCAGCAGCUUCCUCCGCCCAAGCACCGUCGGCGACCCUCCCCAAUCAAUCAAAGUCCGGUACGCAGCAGGCCCCGACCAUGAUUGCACCUUCACACCCUUCUGCUCCGAUAGCCGAAGUGCCGACACAUUCUGCAGCAGCCGUAGCUGCACCGUCCAUUGCUUCAAACGGCGUGAAUCAAAUUUGA
Penicillium egyptiacum is the source of this 1713-nucleotide messenger RNA. The record is from the annotation of a GenBank genome assembly. NCBI's taxonomy places the organism in Eukaryota, Fungi, Ascomycota, Eurotiomycetes, Eurotiales, Aspergillaceae.